AUGGAGAGUUUAUGUGAUAUGUUUGCAGCAAUGAAUAUUUCUCAGGAGGUGCCAAACGAUUUGGUUGUGGAUGAAGUAUCUUAUGAAGUGAAGAAUGUUUGUGACUUGAUGAAUGCUGUGUUUUUCGAAGCGGUUGUUUGUGAAAUUCGGAGAUUAUUGAAGGAGAAAUGUCCAGGCUGUGAAGUCGAUCAUCCGAGUCAGAGGAGACACGACUGUAUUAUGUUGUCAGACGAGGAGGGAUGGUUACUGCAUGGUUUGGAAGCAGUGGAGCGUGUGAUUGAGCAUGGAAUUGUGAGGAAACAGUUUCUGGAAGCCAUUCGAGUGAUGAAAUUGGAAUAUUACGAGCGUGCGAAAGAACAUUAUGCGAACUUGAUAAGAGAUCGUGAAGUAACACUUGAUUUUUUGGGGGAUUUGAGAGGAAGUUUUUCUGAUUAUGAACCCAUUUUGAACUACCUAAUGUAUUGGAGCGAAGAACAUUGUGCAUAA
Molecule: messenger RNA, 486 nt
Organism: Paramuricea clavata
Lineage: Eukaryota; Metazoa; Cnidaria; Anthozoa; Malacalcyonacea; Plexauridae
Source: the annotation of a GenBank genome assembly